Molecule: messenger RNA, 1003 nt
Organism: Lindgomyces ingoldianus
Lineage: Eukaryota; Fungi; Ascomycota; Dothideomycetes; Pleosporales; Lindgomycetaceae
Product: arylamine N-acetyltransferase 1
Exons: 2
Coding region: 65-1003 (312 amino acids)
Molecular function (GO): acetyltransferase activity
Source: RefSeq, a predicted model, not a curated record
CUUCCAUUGCUUUUCCGUUCCUUUUGUACGCCUACCAAUCCUCCGAAUAUUUCAUUAAAAAGAAAUGGCGUCGACCCAGAGACCUGUUUUGGGGAAGGAUCAGAUCACCCAGUACUUUGAGCGCAUCAAGCUCCCUGAGGAACAUCGAAAAUAUCGUGUCGCAGGGAUGAGGCCUGAAGAGACUCUUGAGUACCUAGCCUUGCUGCAAAAACACCAUCUUGUGGAAGUUCCUUUCGAAAAUCUUACACUGCACUACUCACACCACCGCCAAAUAUCCAUCCACCCGGAGGAGCUGUUCAAGAAGAUUGUUGAGGAUGACAAUGGCCGCGGAGGCUACUGCAUGGAGAACAAUGGUCUCUUCCACAUAUUGUUAUACUCACUUGGCUUUAAUAUAUAUUCUGCUGGCGGUCGUGUUUACGAAGGAAGCGUGUGGUCUGGCUGGGCUCAUAUGGUGAACAUUGUCACUAUCGGAGAAAGUCGGUACCAUGUCGACGUCGGAUUUGGAGCCAAUGGGCCGGUCCGGCCGCUGAAAUUAGAUCGCUCGGGCGCCAUACACAAACAUAUGCAACCCGCAGCCAUGCGCCUUCAGUGGCGCAACCUAAAUGAAAACACCGAUCAAAACCAACGAUUAUGGGUAUACGAGCACCGCGUCGACGAAAAGAGUGACUUCGUACCGACAUAUUGCUUUACAGAGCUGGAAUUCCUCCCUAGCGACUACGCAUUGAUGAAUUACUUCACCAGCACAAAUCAGAAGACGUUCUUCACCCAGACCAUCGUGGGCGAGAAGAAGAUAUUAGGAGGUGAGAACAAUGACGAACUUGUGGGAAGCUUAAUUCUUGAGCAGAAGAAUUUGAAAUGGAGGAUAUACGGGAAGAAGGAACGUGAGAUUCAGUUCGAGACCGAACAAGACAGGGUUAGUGCCUUGGAAGAGCAUUUCGGGAUUAAGCUAGGCCAGGUGGAAAGAGACAGUAUUCGUGGCCUGACGUCUGAGAUCAAGAGCUGA